GAGAUUCUGCUACCGGUCUUCAGCCAGUUUGUGAAGAACCAGAGAGCAGAGAGGAAGCCCGAGGAAAUGUGGCGCAUCCUGCAUCAUUCUACCUGCGAUGUGUGGCUCCUGUGAGAGACGUGAUGGGCAGAAGAAACACCGGGACCACCUCAGAGUCUGCGCUCUCAUGCAGCCCAGGACGCGACCACUGGUGUCCAAGUGAGCAGGGAUGGCGGUGGUUGAUCCCACCUGGGCGCACAGUUGUUGAACACAAUGAAGGCGAAAUGUACAGCGUAUGAGGGUCUCACAGAGAACCAUGGAUCACCUUUUCCGAAGAAAGCGAGUCGGUCUGCUGAAACCCCUGCUGAGUUUGUCCCUCGUCUUCGCUUCUUUUCUCAUGAUCCACAAGCUGAAGCUGGCUGAGAAGGAUGGAGUAGGAGUAAAGCAUAUUCGGGAUGCCGGCAUGUGCGGCUCUUACUGUUUUUCAUUCAAGAAUGAAGCCACGAAAAAUAAUUUGAGGAGCUCAGACUCUCCGGUGCUUAGCAACGAUUUAGAUGCGCAGCGGGUCACCAACGGGACUCCGGCUUCGUGGGACGCACAGGUUCUCAACUGCAGCGAGGACGCGUCUGUGAGGACCAAAGACUGGUUCAAGCGCCUGGACCCGAGGUUUCACCAGUUUGUUCUGCACAGACACUGCAGGUACUUCCCCAUGCUCAUCAACCACCCGGAGAAAUGCGCGGAUGGAGAGGUGCACCUCCUCAUGGUGGUGAAAUCCGUUAUCGAGCAGCACGACAGGCGCGAGGCUGUGCGUAAAACCUGGGGCAACGAGCACACGGUGGAUGGGAAGAAAAUUAAAACUUUAUUUCUUUUAGGGAGCCCAACGACUGGCAAAGACACAAAUAACCUCCAGAAACUGAUCGAGUAUGAGGACAGGAUCUAUGGGGACAUCCUCCAGUGGGACUUCAUGGACACUUUCUUUAACCUGACCCUGAAAGAGGUCAACUUUCUCAAGUGGUUCGACAUCUACUGCUCCGGCGUCCAGUUCAUAUUCAAAGGGGAUGAUGAUGUAUUUGUGAACACGCACAACCUGCUGGAACUCAUCGGCUUCAAAGUGGAGGAUCACAAAGAGGCAGACUUAUUUGUGGGGGACACCAUCUCCAAGGCGAUCCCUAUCCGAAACCGGCAGAGCAAAUAUUACAUUCCCAAAGAGCUCUACGAUAAGCCAUAUCCUCCUUACGUGGGAGGUGGGGGGUUUCUUAUGUCCUCCCAGCUCGCCAGGAGGCUCUUUGUGGUCUCAGAGGACCUGGAGUUAUACCCUAUUGACGAUGUGUUUUUGGGGAUGUGCAUGCAGAAGCUUCACUUGGCCCCAGAGUUGCACCCGGGCUUCAGGACCUUCGGCAUCACCAGGCGCAGGGUGAGCCCCAUGAACAACGAGCCGUGCUUUUAUAAAAACCUCAUCGUGGUGCACAAACUGAGCGCAAACGAGCUACUGAGGAUGUGGAGCGUGGUGCACAACGAGGCUCUGAUGUGCGCUAAAAGGACCUCCAUAUGAUUGUCAACUGAUAUCAAGUCAAUCAAAUUUACUUAAGCUGAGCUGAAUGUUGGAAUACGCAGAGGACUUGAGUCUAUAACUGAUGAUCCUUACACUUCAUUACUGAAUCUGCAGUAGUGUGAAGGGAGAAACUAUAAUACAAAUGUAAUUAAAUCUAUAUUUAAUUCAGUAAAUAUUUGAAUUUCACUGAUAUGUAUACAGCACAUUCUGUCAUGCAUUUCUAAAUGUAAUAUUAAAAAGGAUUUUCACUCCACAUGUCCUUGAUUUUCGAAAAAAUACCACACAACUCAUUAGUGAGCUUCCCUUUUUUCUGAUUCUUGGUGCUAUUUCCGAUUGGAGAGUCAUCUCUCUGCUGUGUUAACCUGGAAUCAAGUGUUAAUGUACAUCGUUGUGAAGGUGUCUGUGUUUUAUGCAGGGGGUUAGAUUUUUUCUUUAAUUGUCAUUUUCUGACAUCAUGAUUUCAGUUUUGACAAGUGAGGGGAAACUUUAGGGAUGAAAUAUAUAUAUAUAUACAUAUAUAUAUAUAUAUAUAUAUACCGUAAAGGUUUUUUUUUCAUAUGACAAUUCAUUGUUUUAGUACAUUGUUUGUUUCACAUUUUUCUUUAUCAUUAUAAUUUCAAAGGCAGGCCUAAAAACCAAAGAAACUAAAGACCUGUAAUCAUAUACAAUGAUAUGAUUGUAUAAAUAAAGUCUGAGCUCUUUGUCAGCUCUGUAAAUAAA
This is a messenger RNA of Labrus mixtus (cuckoo wrasse), 2251 nucleotides long. RefSeq names its product UDP-GlcNAc:betaGal beta-1,3-N-acetylglucosaminyltransferase 7, like (gene b3gnt7l). Lineage: Eukaryota; Metazoa; Chordata; Actinopteri; Labriformes; Labridae. Bases 275 to 1531 code for a protein of 418 amino acids. Gene Ontology annotation, cellular component: membrane. The record is from RefSeq and is a predicted model, not a curated record. Gene Ontology annotation, molecular function: hexosyltransferase activity. The transcript has a single exon.